AUGAAGUUGUUUAUCGCCACCUUUUUGCCAGCAUUUGCGGCUGCAGCAACCUCCGUCUCGAUCAGUGCAGGAAAAAUUAAUGGUGGACGAUGUGAGAGUGCCGAAGACACGGUCUUCUUCAAAGGAAUUCCCUUUGCUGAACCACCGGUUGGAGACCUGCGUUUCGAGCCCCCGAAACCCUACAAUGGGAAGUUCCCGGAAGAAGGGCUGAAUGCAACUACAUCAGCAAUCUCAUGCAUUCAAUUCACACACGACUAUACCCCAGCACUACCCACAUCGGAGGACUGUCUUUAUCUGGACAUAUAUGCACCAAGAAACAUUACCAAGGACUCGGGACUGCCAGUCAAAGUUUGGAUAUUCGGUGGUUCAAAUACAGAAGGAACUAUAUCGGAUUCGUUAUACGACGGCUGCAACUCUCCCAAUGGCGAUUCUAUCCUUGUCACAAUUAACUACAGAGUGGGCCCCCUUGGUUUCAUGGCACUCAGCAGUGCUGGGAUCCAAGGUAACCAGGGAAUCCAGGAUCUGAUUCUUGGGCUAGAAUGGGUUCAAAGCAACAUUGCGGCCUUUGGUGGUGACCCUAAUCAAGUGCUUCUGUUCGGCCAAUCAGCCGGCGCUGAGAAUGCAUACGUCAUUGCAUCUCUCCCUCAAGCUCCUUCCCUCUUCAAAAGUGUUAUCUCGGAAUCAGGUGGUGGUAGGGGUCUCAUCAAUAACGCGACUACACAAAUGAUUGGAGCGUCAUAUGCGCAGGCUCUGAACUGCAGUCUUACGGAUAAAGCUUGCCUGAAGCUCAAAACUGCUGAUGAGCUUACCAAGGCGUAUGAUGACGAUGACUUCCUGUCUCAAGGAAUUGGCUACUGGGGCUUUCUCGGGAUACUCGGUCCCGUAACACAUUCGUUCUACCCCUACGCAGAUGGCAAAAUCGUCCCUGAGGAUCCUUACACGAGCGGAGUAAAAGUCCCGGCAGUUUUUGGGUUCACCAAAAACGAUGGUAUCAUUUAUUCUAUUGACUGGGCCAACUCGAGCGGAAAUAUUCCAUCGCUAGCGGCAUACGAGGAGUUCUUGCGUAAGGACUUUGGGCAGGCCGCUUCUCUUGUUGAAAAACAAUACCCUCUCUCUUUGUUCGAGUCUACUAUCGGUGACUCACCGCUCCUUGGCGAGUUAUCCGCCGCCUUAGGCCUGAACAAAACCGAGGCUGCCGUUGUUGUAGCCAUGGCUACCGUCAUCACCGAUUCGACGUACAAGUGCCCAGCAUACUACGGUGCAGCACAAGCUACGCGUAACAAUAUCCCUGCAUGGACCUAUGAAUUCACCCACAACUCAACUUGCACAUGGAUAGAUACCAUCCCCCAAAAAUACGUCUCCAUUUUCAGUGCCACACACACCGCCGAAAUCCCGUUUGUCUUUGGAAACAUGAACAACUUCGAUCUCCCAGAUGGGGAUUGUACGUUCACUCAGUCCGAAAAAUACCUCAGCCAGCAGAUGAGAAGCCUUUGGACGUCAAUGGCUAAACAUGACGACCCGUCAACCGCGAGCCUCACUUGGCCGCGAUUUCACACGACAGAAAAGAAUCUCACAACUCCGGGAUUGAUCUUUGGAGACUCGGCAGUGGCCGGCACAGUUGAUUACACUGGGUGUGAUCUGUGGCCUAAAGUCCACGCCAUCCUGGCAGGGAGCAACUCGACAACAACUUGGAGCAGCCCGACUCUUUAUUAA
Talaromyces amestolkiae is the source of this 1713-nucleotide messenger RNA. RefSeq lists its product as uncharacterized. The transcript is spliced from 5 exons. The record is from RefSeq and is a predicted model, not a curated record. NCBI's taxonomy places the organism in Eukaryota, Fungi, Ascomycota, Eurotiomycetes, Eurotiales, Trichocomaceae. Bases 1 to 1713 code for a protein of 570 amino acids.